Diutina rugosa is the source of this 861-nucleotide messenger RNA. RefSeq lists its product as uncharacterized. Gene Ontology annotation, biological process: mitochondrial proton-transporting ATP synthase complex assembly. Gene Ontology annotation, cellular component: mitochondrion. The record is from RefSeq and is a predicted model, not a curated record. Lineage: Eukaryota; Fungi; Ascomycota; Pichiomycetes; Serinales; Debaryomycetaceae. The transcript has a single exon. The coding region runs from base 1 to 861 and encodes 286 amino acids.
AUGUUCCGCCUGAUCCUCCGCCAGCCCCGGGUGUGGGCGCCGGCACGCCACUAUCUCCGGCUCAAUUCGUCGCUUGCCGCCAAGUACGAAGCCAAGUUGGCCGAGAAAGCUAAGCAAUUAGGCCUCAAAGACGUCGAAGAGUUGAAGCAACACUUGAAGGAUGAGAUCGAGGAGAAGAAGAAACAGAUGAACCACGUCGACCCUUUAAAAGAAUUAGAGGAGUUUGAGCGUCAACAGCAACAGGAAUACGACCAGGACCGCCAGAGAAUCACCAAGGACCGGGGUGCCGUCGAUCCCGACGCCCCCAAGUUGCCGUAUAAAACGCUUGAUCUGUACAUCGACGCUGCCAAAGUUAAGGGAUUACCGUUAGAUGAUGUUGAGGCGAUCUGGAGAGCUCGUUGGUCUAGUAACGACCGCAGUUUGCAUGCGGUGGUGAAAGCUGAGCUGUUUAUGAAGAUGUACGCUAAUGCGUUUAAAAACCCCAGCUUUAUCCUCCCUGUGCCUAAGGGUGAGGAUGGCUACGAGAUGAACUUUGUCCAGUGGUCGUUCCCUGGUCCUCAGACCACUCAUUGCAUGGUGACGACGGUGGCGGAAUACAAAUUGCACAAGGAGUACGCUAAACCCCACACCACGUUGGAGUUCCACCAGGAGCUUAUGCCUGAGCUUGGCGUGGUGCUUAUGAACGGUCACGUCGAUAAGGACUCGCUGGUGUCGAUGGACGAGGCCCACUUGACCGUGCUCAACAUCCAGAGAUUCUACCUGGGCGAUGACGAGGCCAAGUUGCAGUUGUUGCGCCUGUUCACCGCCGGCGACGAGAACUUCGACAUCAAAAGAUUAGUCGAGGAGUCCACCAGCGUCUAG